AUGUCUAUUAAUUCAUUACCAAAUUUAAAUAUAUCUCUCAAAGAACUUGAUCCAGAAAUAUCAUCUUUAUUAUCUCAAGAAUAUGAGAGACAGAGUAGGAGCCUUGAACUAAUCGCUUCAGAGAAUUUUGUAUCUCAAGCUAUUAUGGACUGUUUAGGCAGUAUUUUUUCAAUCUCAUAUAAUGAUUUCAAUAAUAGUGGCAAGAUUAUAUCUCCAAGUAUACAGAAACUAGAAAUUUUGACCAAACAAAGAGCAUUAAAAGCUUUUAAUUUAGAUUCAGAGACUUGGGGAGUUAAUAUACAACCUCAUAGUGGGUCCCCAGCAAAUUUUGCUUUAUUAUGUAGUAUUUUGAAACCACAUGAUCGUUUGAUGGGUUUAUCUUUACAAAGUGGUGGUCAUUUAACUCAUGGACAUUAUACAGGAACUCGAAAAGUUAAUUGUUCAUCAUUUUAUUUUGAAUCCCUCCCGUAUAUAUCAGAUGAAAAUGGAUGGAUAGACUAUGAUCUCUUAGAAAAGAAUGCUUUAUUAUAUUGUCCAAAACUAAUUAUUGGUGGAAGUAGUGGUUACCCUAGACAAAUAAACUUUGCAAGGAUUCGAGAAAUUUGUGAUAAAGUUAAGGCAUAUUUUAUGGUAGAUAUUGCCCAUUAUUCUGGUCUAAUUGCAGGCGGAGUUUAUGAUUCUCCAGAGAAAUAUGCAGAUUUUAUUACUACAACAACUCAUAAAACUUUAAGAGGUCCAAGGUCAGCAAUGAUUUUUUAUAAUAAAAUAAAGAAUCCGAAUAUAGAAGUUAUUAUAAACAAAACUGUGAAUCCUGGAUUACAGUGUAGUACUCACUACAAUCAAAUAGCUGCUUUAUGUUGUCAAUUAAAAGAAGUAUUAUCUGAUAAUUGGAAAAUAUAUGCUUCAAGUGUCUUGUCAAAUUCUAGAGAAUUAGCUAAAUAUCUUAAAAAUCAAGGUUUAGAUAUAUUAACAGAUGGUACAGAUUCACAUAUUAUACUUAUAAAUUCCAGGAAAUUCAAUUUAAGUGGAUUAAAGACUGAGAAAAUUUUGAGUGCUUGUGGAAUAUCUUGUAGCAGAAGUUCACUUCCUUGUGAUGGUAGAACAAUGAAUUGUAGUGGAAUUAGAUUAGGAUCAGGUGCAUUAACAACUAGAGGCCUUAAUAAAAAAGACUUUAAAAUUGUUGCAAAUUUUAUAAUGGAUGCUAUAAGGAUUGGCCAAAAAAUACAAGAUAAUGGUGCAAAAUCUAUUGAAGAUUACACUUCUUCUUUUGAAAAGUAUUCAGAAAUUAGGGAGAUAAGAGAGAAGGUAAGAAAUCUUCUUAAAGAAUUCGAUUUUCCACCUUUUGUAGUUAAUUAG
Cryptosporidium muris RN66 is the source of this 1356-nucleotide messenger RNA. Its product is annotated as serine hydroxymethyltransferase family protein. Gene Ontology annotation, cellular component: cytoplasm. Gene Ontology annotation, molecular function: glycine hydroxymethyltransferase activity; cobalt ion binding; pyridoxal phosphate binding. Bases 1 to 1356 code for a protein of 451 amino acids. The transcript has a single exon. The record is from RefSeq and is a predicted model, not a curated record. Gene Ontology annotation, biological process: L-serine catabolic process; tetrahydrofolate interconversion; folic acid metabolic process. Lineage: Eukaryota; Apicomplexa; Conoidasida; Eucoccidiorida; Cryptosporidiidae.